CCCUUCCUUAAAUGCAAGAUUGGAGCAUAUCUUGUCCGGAAUUGCAUCUAAAUUUACCCUUCUUUCACUUUCAAUUUUGACAUUUUGACCACGUUUCGAGACAAAUAAAAUUUGGGGAUGGACACCAGUAAGACAGAAGAGAAGUUCAGGAAAUUUCUGUCACGUUUAAGCGACAAAGAUGAACUUCAGUUUCUAGGAUGGUUAAAGAAUAAUAUAGAUGAUUUAUUAGAUGAAGCUAGAGAUACAUGCUGCAAGGAAAAUGAUGUUAUACUAAACAGCCUUAGAGAUGACAUACGACAGAGUUUACCCCAGAAUGCUGUGUCUGCAACUGAAAACAUACAGACACCAACUAUUGGUAUGAACAGUGACUGUGACCCUGCUACUACAGUCCAUGUUGAUGCCUUUCUGUAUGACGAGGAAACAGUAGAUGAUUUGUGUGAUGAAGGCAAAAUGAGCAGAAACUAUUGUCAGAAAUGUGGCUCACAUGAUGUUAAACCUCUCACUUUCAUUACACAUUCAGCAUCUGUACCACAGAUUAAAUACAUAUACCAGUAUCUGUUACCUGAUUUAAGAGCUAAAACAGUAGUAGAUGUUGGGUCAAGAACAGGAGCAUUGUUAUAUGGGGGUUAUAUAUUUAGUAAUGCAGAGAAAUUGAUAGGCAUAGAAAUUGAUGUCAGUUUUUGUGUGUUACAAAAGAGAAUGUUAAACAAAUACAAAAUGACAGACAGAGUUCAGAUUCUACAUAAGGAUGUUUUAAAUUGUACUGAUGUGAUUAAGAAAGCUGACAUCAUUGUUCUUAAUAAUGUGUUUGAGUUUUUCAUGCCCAAAGAAGUUCAAGAAAGGAUAUGGAACUAUUUGUAUGACACUUUAAAGAAAACAGGAACUAUUAUUGUGACAGUACCUAGCAUGGAAGAUUCUAUAUCACCUCUACAGACCAAGGUUGAUUUGGACAAGUGGGUGAAAAAGAUAGAUACUUCAGCAACUCUUCCUCAUGCCAAUCUGUUGUUAUAUGGAAAUGAAGAUCAUGAAGACUCAGAUUUAGAAAAUAUUUUUGUGUACAAAGUCUUGUGAUAGAAUAUUAUUAUCAGAAAAAUAUAACUUAUAUCAAUAAAUUUAUCUCAAUUACAAA
Molecule: messenger RNA, 1129 nt
Organism: Mytilus trossulus (common blue mussel)
Lineage: Eukaryota; Metazoa; Mollusca; Bivalvia; Mytilida; Mytilidae
Exons: 9
Coding region: 118-1071 (317 amino acids)
Molecular function (GO): methyltransferase activity
Source: RefSeq, a predicted model, not a curated record